UGUUGUAUCUCCCUUCAGCCUUCAGUAGGUUUGGUGCUCUCGCGGAGUGAGGUUAGGUGAUAUUCGCGAUUUUCCGUGCGACUCGCGCUACCGAUAUGGUCGCUCCUCGCGUAGCGUCGCGCGUCACGUAUCGCAACGACUGUACGGAUCUCGGACGGCGUUCGAAUUUCAAACGCGAAUUUUCGUAAAUCGAACGGCGUGAAAUUUCAUAUAUAUCGUGCAUCGUGGUGCGUGGGUUCUUUGAAAUUCGGCUCGCCGUGCUCCUCCGGCUCGAGAGAGAGAAGAGAGACUAGAGAGAGAGAGAGAGAGAGAGAGAGAGAGAGAGAGAGAGACGUUCAAGUACGCGACGAUCGAUGUGUGCAUCAUUGUCCGAGUCAAUCCGCACUUUUUGAAGGAACCGUGCUUUCGAAGGAUCGCUUGGUUUUUCAGAAAGUUGCCCGUGAUUUCUAAAAAAAGAAAUUGGUGAUAAUUCUCGAGGAGUUGGCUGUCAUUUUGGGAAAUUGAUUGUGCCAAUCGUGUGCGUCGGAGUACGUUAUCGUAAGAAACAAGUGGAGUUUGUCAAAACUUGAAAAUAUUUUUGAACCGAUGAGUUUAAAAGACGCGUCUCGGCGUCUUUUAUUAAAGAUUCCAAGUUUCAUCCGUACGUUAUUCAUGUGAGGUGUAAUUCGGGCGCGUAUACACCGCAAGUCGACGUGUCAACGUGAAGAUUUGAAUAUCUAAAGAUUUCGCGGAACUUCGAAAGUGUUAAAAAUUUAAAGGUUCGACGGAUUUGAAAACUGGGACAUCGAAAUAAUUGAAAAUUCGGUAAUCCGGGAGUUUUGAGGAACGAAUGGAUUGGAGUUUUAAUUGUCUAUAAUCGAGUGACUCUAAAUGUUUAAUAUCAGGAUUUAAGUUCUAAUUUAAUGUAAUAUUCCAGUUGCUGACUGUAUAAAGAGAGAUAAAGGGAAAGAGAAGAGAGGGGGCUGCAAUUUUGAGAAGUCAAAAACUCGACGAUGCUCCAGAAUGCAGCACAACUUGGACAUUAAAAAUUUCGAGGUGAUAGCAAUCUUACCUUAGAACUCAAUCACAGUCGACCAUAAUCGUCUGAUUAUCCCGAAUCUCUGGAAUCUGGAGCAUUUCCAAGGUUGGGAAAUGAUAAUCAGCAAGCCGUUCCAGAAAUCAAGGAUCAAAAAUUCGAUGUACGGAGGUUUUAACGUUUAAGGAUUAAAACGAGGUUGCAACAUUUUCGAGUUUACGGCGAGCCGAAAGAGAUCUAUUCGUACGGAGCAGCAUUUAAUCAAAAAACCAAGCAUUCUGAUGAUUCGUCAUCGACAUGUUCUCGUAGAAGGAGUUCGCUCCCGCGAGCGAAAGUGAAUGGAGAGAAGACUACGGGGCGGUCGAGAGUGAAACGUGUUUCUGCGGGAGUAUAGGUGUCCAUUUGUGGACGAGACAACGAAUCGACUGAUCCAUAUACAGCAUCCUAUACGAGAACGGCUACUUUUUCCCCGCCCGCUGACAUUGGCGGACAGGUGACGGGCUCUCGGUUAUCUAAAUCUCCGAUGCGUAGAUCGAACUGUUCGUAGAUCGGGCGGAUCACACGUCGAUCUCACUGAAGGACAGAUAGGGUGAUCGGGAUAGGACUGAUCGCUGAGAAGGAGCGAUAAAACAUGUCGAGGCUGCUGAAAGGAGAGCCGACGGGCGGUUGUAUGAUUGGUUCGUGCGCAGAUCGAGGAUCGUAUUAGCCCAACUGGCAGUGACGCAUGUCGUAAGCCACGUGAGAGAUCGACGGAGGUACCGACACGCUGGACGUCACGCAGGAUCGGGAUUCACGAAGAGAGAGCGAGAGUGAGAUCGAGGGAAAAAGAGAGAAAAAGGGAUAGAGGUGGAGAUAGCUGCGAUAGAACUGUUCCGAGAGAGGAGAGAGAGAGAGAGAGAGAGAAACGGCCAGGCGACGAGCCUCUUAUUGCCUACCGGAAGUCAUAUGCCUAUACACGCGCUUAAAACUCGUACAGCCUGCGAAGAAAUCGAAAUGGUAGAGCUGUGUGGUAGCGGCCAAACAUCUUCGGCCAUGGGAGUAAUGGGGAUCGGCGCGAUGGUGACCGCGGCGACGUCGUCGUCCUCCUCGUCGACCACCACGACCACGGGCGCCUCGUCCUCGGCAUCGGGACGCGCCGGUAUACUCGAGACCCAAGUGCGCGGCCAGUGGUAUCGCGUGUUCGUCUCGUUGGAGGACGAUUAUCUCAGCAUUUCGCUCGACGAGAGCUGCGAGACCGGUAACAACGCGACCCUGAACAACGGCAACAUCAACAACAACAAUGUGGACAGUCUGAACGAUCCGGAUGUGCCCGAUUCGGUGGCCAAUCAGAAGCGCAUUGUUCGCGUCGUCAAAAGUGACAACAACGGUCUGGGAAUUUCGAUCAAGGGCGGCAAGGAGAACAAAAUGCCGAUUCUCAUCUCGAAGAUUUUCAAGGGCAUGGCGGCGGACGCUACCGAGCAGCUUUACGUCGGCGACGCCAUUCUGGCGGUGAACGGCGAGGAUCUGCGCGAGGCCACGCACGACGAGGCGGUGAAGGCGCUGAAGAGAGCCGGCAAGAUCGUCGAGCUAGAAGUGAAGUACCUGCGGGAAGUGACGCCGUACUUCAGGAAGGCUUCGAUCAUCCAGGAAGUGGGCUGGGAACUUCAGCGCGGUUUCCUGAGCGCGACGCCGCCGCCGCCGAAGUCACCACCGCGGGCGGAUACUCGUUAUCUGCCAUUACAACUCUGCAGACUCACCAGAGCGCAUCCCUCUUCCGAUCCCGAAGGACGUAUCCUAGAAUUACACUCGCCCGACGGUGUCCACGAAUGCUGGUUGAGAGCCGCUGACAACACGGAGGCAAAUGUCUGGUUCAAUGCUUUGCACUCGGCGUUGGCAGCCCUCACCUUGAAAGCAUUACGACUGGCCUCAGCACUUCCGGACCCGCAGCAGCUUCAGCACAUAGGCUGGCUGGCGAGGAGGCACUGUCUUCAGAAUGGACGAGCCAGUAGUGAGAGCAGCGAGGACGGGGCCGGAAGUAGUGCGAGCACUUCGCGAGGAGCCGGGAGUGGAUUCGGUCUUGCCGCUGGAUGCACCGGCGGAUGGCGCAGUGUCUUUGGUGCAGUUUCAGGCCGGGAACUUAGAUUGUAUGAGUGCGCGCCUUGGAGCCCAGAAGCGUGGGCUUCGCCGAGCAUUACCUGCCCCCUCAUCGCGACACGGCUGGUCUCCACUCCCACGCGACAGAAUGAAGCAGCGAGCAGCAGUAGCGGGUCGACUCAACACGGGGCGACGUUCGCGGUUCGGGUUGGCACGAUGGACGGGGUAGUCACGCAUCAUUUACGAGCUGAAACACGAAGAGAUCUGGCGGCCUGGGCAAGGGCGAUCGUUCAGGGAUGCCACGCGGCCGCUCAUUCCUUACGGGAGUACACCGUUCGUUGCACAUGGCAAGGCAAAGCCUGUCAGUUGGUUGUCAACCACGAGGAAGGUUUCGCGCUUUACGCCGCAGGAACGCGGGGCACCGCCGGGAACGGCGUAAGUCCUGCUUCACCGCCCACGCCACUCUGGAGAAGAUCCUUCGACAAAUUGAAAAUGUCCGCGGACGACGGCGCCCGUCUUCUGUGGCUCGAUUUUGGAGGCGAAGACGGCGAAAUUGAGCUUGAUUUGGAGAGCUGUCCGAAACCAAUCGUGUUCGUUCUGCACAACUUCCUUUCGGCGAAGAUACAUCGGCUCGGUCUGAGUGCAUAGGGGCACGAGGGGGCCCUCACUGAGGCCCCCGAUUUGCCUCCCCACACCACCAGGUCUGUUACCAGCGUCUUUCUUCAUUGAACUCGAAAGAAUCACACAGUGAGGAAGAAAAUAUCGAUUUCUUUUCUUUCGAGGGGAUUUGAAGUAACAAAUAACAGUAACCGUGACUUGAUGAGCUAUGAAACAUCAUCCUAAUGGAUUAAGAAAUGUAAGGACUAUCCUUGUCAAAAGGUUCCGCAUCGCGUGCAGCAUCCUAUUCCCUAGUUUUUGAAACUUUGGAAUGCGGAGAGAAGAAAGAGUUCGAAGUGAAACAGAGUAAAUAGUGUAACAGUUUAGGAAUGAGUGAGAGUAGAAUAAUGAAUUCGGGCAGGAUAGCGAUCCGAGAAUUCUAUAACUGGAUAAAGCUAUAAAUUUGAAAUCGAUAAAGUUUCAAAUACGAUGAAUAUUUAAUUUUUUAUAAAUUUCUUGAAACUUAAAAUACUAGACAUUUAGAAAAUUAAAGUUUUAGAUAUUCCAGUAUUUACAAAUCUGAAACCUUAAAAUCUAGGAUUUCCGGGGAUAGUUUUAAAAAUUCCACAAUGGUCGAAACUUUAGAAUCUUCAACAAUUGAUUUGAUUAUUUACGAUUCAAAAUUUUAGUAUUUAUUUUAGUACGUAAUAUGUCAAGAAUUCUCAAAGAUUCAAAUAUUUACAAUAUUCAAAUCAAAUUUCAAUAUAUAAGAUCCUAAAGAUUAAAAAAAACGGCCUAGCUUUUUUCAACAAAGAUGCAAAGAUUCAAACUUGCACACAUCGUAGAAUUCUCGGACACGGUCCAAGGAUUCCAGUAUUUCGUCAAAGAGGUAUAAGCAAGGUGAAAAGAAGACUGUGCAUUUAUUAAUUUUGACAGUCCACGUUUGAGGGUCUUCAUCGAGAGGCUCGAUUGCGAAUAAAUCGACUCGAGACGGUCGUUAAAAAAAAACUGGACAACAGUCCCUUUUCUCCUUUUUUAUUUUCGACGAUAAUCGAUACGAAGCCAUCCACGAGACGAUAUAUCGAAGAAAGUACGAUACGUGACAAGGACGGAGAAGCGGCGAGGUGAGAAGAAAAACACCCGCGCCGCUGAUCAACGCGCCUAAGUAACUAAUUUAAUUAACUACUUACCUAACUUUAAGUAAGAGUAAUCGCAAAGAACUGAUUCGACAGAUUAUCGAUAAACAUUCAUUAAACCGUUGUCGGAUGUUAAAUUGCGAUGAUUGUAACGAGCAUGGAAAUCAGAUGAGCACGAUUGUUUAAAUGACGACUACGAUCCGUGAAAAUAUUCUCGCUUUUAAAUGCAAUUCGUACAACUUGAGUUCGAGAAAUGACGUGAAAUGAUAUUUUGAUGAAAAGUAUUCCUAUUUGUUAUACGCGCGCGAGAGAAAAUGUUUCAUAAAAUUAAAUUUGUAAUUAAAUUAAAUUUUUGUUUGUUGAAUUAA
Molecule: messenger RNA, 5189 nt
Organism: Temnothorax curvispinosus
Lineage: Eukaryota; Metazoa; Arthropoda; Insecta; Hymenoptera; Formicidae
Gene: Syn1
Product: beta-1-syntrophin
Exons: 8
Coding region: 1961-3736 (591 amino acids)
Cellular component (GO): dystrophin-associated glycoprotein complex; intracellular anatomical structure
Molecular function (GO): structural molecule activity; protein binding
Source: RefSeq, a predicted model, not a curated record